UUUCCUUCUCUACAAGGCAAGAAUUUGCCUGUGUCACGGCACUUGAACCUCCUUCAAUUUGGCGCACUAAUCCUAAAAUAAGGCAUGAAGUGUUAAAUGUUAGAAACACACAGAAUUGCUCUCAGACAAGGAGAAAGUGAGGGAGAAAACGGAGGAGAGAGAGACGCACGCGCUGCUCUAGUGCGUAUGUGCAGAGACUGCAUAAAGAGAGAGAGAAAAAUAACUAAAAACGUGCGCCGCACAAUUAGGCUAGAAACCCUCGGUUUUUUUCUCCUCAUUUUUUGGAAGAUAAAAUAAAUAAAGAAAUCAAGCUGUCUCAGUGCAUGUCACAGCAGCCCGCUUUGACAGGUGCUGCUCAGCCCCUUUGGAGGACUGCUUUCAGCAGCAGCAGGAUGGCAUCAGAACUGGCAAUGAGCAACUCCGACCUGCCCACCAGUCCCCUGGCCAUGGAAUAUGUUAAUGACUUCGAUCUGAUGAAGUUUGAAGUGAAAAAGGAGCCGGUGGAGCCGGAUCGCAGCAUCAGCCAGUGCAGCCGCCUGAUCGCCGGGGGAUCCUUGUCUUCCACCCCGAUGAGCACGCCUUGCAGCUCGGUUCCCCCUUCCCCAAGCUUUUCGGCGCCCAGCCCAGGCUCCGGGAGCGAGCAGAAGGCUCACCUGGAGGAUUUCUACUGGAUGAGCGGCUACCAACAGCAGCUGAAUCCCGAAGCGCUGGGCUUCAGCCCCGAAGACGCAGUAGAGGCGCUGAUCAGCAGCAGCCACCAUCUCCAGUCCUUCGAUGGCUAUGCUAGAGGGCAGCAGUUCGCCGGGGUGGCCGGGGCAGGAGGUGGCAUGGCCGGGGAGGAGAUGGGCUCAGCAGCCGCUGUGGUAUCGGCUGUUAUCGCUGCAGCGGCAGCGCAGAAUGGAGGUCCCCACCACCAUCACCACCACCACCACCACACCGCGGGACACCACCCCUCCACCGGGGUCCCGUCCAACGCCAGCUCGGCGGGUAGCCACCAGCACAUGGGACACCUGGACCUGGACGACCGGUUUUCGGACGACCAGCUGGUAACCAUGUCAGUACGGGAGCUGAACCGACAACUGCGCGGGGUCAGCAAGGAGGAGGUGAUCCGGCUGAAACAGAAGAGGAGGACCCUAAAGAACAGAGGCUAUGCCCAGUCCUGCCGCUACAAGCGGGUGCAGCAGAGACAUGUUCUGGAGGGCGAGAAGACGCAGCUGAUCCAGCAAGUGGACCACCUCAAGGCGGAGAUAUCGCGGCUGGCCAGGGAGCGGGACGCAUACAAGGACAAGUACGAGAAGCUCAUCACCAACGGCUUCAGGGAAAACGGAUCCAGCAGCGACAACACCCCCUCGUCUCCAGAGUUUUUCAUGACGUCGAGAAAGUUCCUCCAUCUGUGAUAGUGACCCCUGAACCCUGCCUCUGACCACUGACCUGGAGUCUGAGAAACCAUGACAGAGGAAUGCUGAUGUCUUAACAACAUCGCUCCACGGCACCAGAAUGCCACAAAGCACAACGUCCA
This is a messenger RNA of Coregonus clupeaformis (lake whitefish), 1519 nucleotides long. Its product is annotated as transcription factor Maf-like. The coding region runs from base 324 to 1397 and encodes 357 amino acids. Gene Ontology annotation, cellular component: nucleus. The record is from RefSeq and is a predicted model, not a curated record. The transcript has 3 exons. NCBI's taxonomy places the organism in Eukaryota, Metazoa, Chordata, Actinopteri, Salmoniformes, Salmonidae. Gene Ontology annotation, biological process: regulation of transcription by RNA polymerase II. Gene Ontology annotation, molecular function: RNA polymerase II cis-regulatory region sequence-specific DNA binding; DNA-binding transcription factor activity, RNA polymerase II-specific.